Zeugodacus cucurbitae (melon fly) is the source of this 1197-nucleotide messenger RNA. RefSeq names its product putative nuclease HARBI1. The transcript has 2 exons. Bases 118 to 1197 code for a protein of 359 amino acids. The record is from RefSeq and is a predicted model, not a curated record. NCBI's taxonomy places the organism in Eukaryota, Metazoa, Arthropoda, Insecta, Diptera, Tephritidae.
UGAAUGCAUAAACAUCUGUCAAUGUACACGAAUAUAGUAAGUUUAUAUACUAUAUACAUAUAUAUUUUGAAUGUAUAAAUUUAUUAUCAAUGUUAUAAUUUCUUAGUGAAUCAAAUUAUGAUAGCUGCUGCAUUAUUUGCCUUAUUAGAGGACCAACGGAAUAUGUUACGCGUUCAUCGGCGACAUCUGAGGGAUACAACUGACCCAUUUCAUUUGCCGGAAGCUCGCUUUGAAGAGCUAUUCCGUUUUAAAAAAGAUCCCGCAAUAGCCUUGUUACAAGAGCUAAGUCCUCAUAUGAAAAGUGGUGAAAGGCGUACGUUUGUCCCAAAAUCAUUAAGAAUGACUGCAGCACUUCAUUACUAUGCAACAGGAUCAUAUUUGAGAGACGUUGGCCAAGAUUUUGUGUGCUCAUUAAGCAAGACUGUUGUGUGUCGUGCAGUAAAAGAAGUCACAAACAUCAUUGAAGGAAAAUUAAUGUGUAAAUACAUUAAAUUUCCAACAUCUUUAGAGGAACAAAACAAAAUAAAACAAACAUUUUUUUCAUCUACGGGUUUUCCUGGGUGCAUUGGUGCUAUUGAUUGCACCCAUGUUAAAAUUAAAAAGCCGGCCGCUGAUGUUGAAUGCUGCUACAUAAACAGAAAGGGCUACUUUUCCAAAAAUGUGCAACUUAUUUGUGACUACAAUUUAAACAUAGUGUCUGGGAACGCGCGUUAUGGUGGUAGUACCCAUGAUGCUUUUAUUUGGGAGAACAGCCAAUGUAAACAAUUUUUGGAAAGGCAAAACGCCAGUGAUGUAGAUUCAAGUUGGCUUAUUGGUGAUUCAGGCUAUCCACAGCAACCAUGGUUGAUGACACCAUUUCGAAAUCCACAGACGAUUGGGCAAAAUAAUUACAAUGAUUGCCACAUUCGUGCUCGGAAUUGUGUUGAAAGGCUUAAUGGUGUUUUGAAAAAGGUAUUUGGGUGCUUAUCACAUGAACGGGGUGUAUUGUUUAAACCAGCAUAUGCUGGAUCAAUAAUAAAUGCGUGUUUAACCUUGCACAAUAUCAGAUUAAAAAGAAAUUUACCAAUUCCAGACAUAAACGUAUCGUCAAAUUUCAGUAUGGAAGUUGACAAUUUGGAAGAGAAUCGUGAAAAUUGUAGUGUGCUAAAUCAAGGCAGAAGAUGUCGGGAUAAUAUAGUACGGAAUUAUUUUAACUAA